This is a messenger RNA of Naegleria gruberi, 2009 nucleotides long. RefSeq lists its product as uncharacterized. The transcript has a single exon. Gene Ontology annotation, molecular function: protein binding. Lineage: Eukaryota; Heterolobosea; Eutetramitea; Acrasida; Naegleriidae. The record is from RefSeq and is a predicted model, not a curated record. Bases 1 to 1965 code for a protein of 654 amino acids.
AUGAAGAAACAACAACUCGUUAGAAAUUUAUUAUUACAUCAACAUCGGAAUAUUACUACUUCUACUUGUUCAUCAUCAGCUUCACUGAUAAGAAGAAAUAUUUUCAAAAAGAUAAUACCAGCGCAAUCAUCAUCUUUCUCUAAUUAUUGUAGCAGAAAUUUAUCAUCAUCAUCAUGGAUUAAUCAUCAUUGUCAGGAAGGAAAAGUAUCAAUUUUUAAUCUUCAUAAUGACAAUAUAACAAAAAGAUCAUUCUCCUUCUCAUCCAAAAAUCUUUCUGAUUCUAAUAACAAUAACACAUUAAGUAUUCAAGAAGAAGCAGAAUUAUUGGAAAAUUAUCAAUUUUUGGAUAAUACAUUUAAACAAAUUACCAGUUUUAUUAUGCAAAAUAGAAUUAAUCAUCCCGAUCAAACUUUUCAAGGUUCUGGAUUAUUUGAUGAAAUUUUAAAGUUAAUAUCCUAUUGCCAUCAAACAGUUCCAAGAGCUGAUUCAACCAACACUAAAUUUUACAAUUCGAGUAUUGGUAUGAAGAGUUACAUUCUCAUGAAAAAGGUUGAACUAUUGCUUUUGAAAGGUGUUAAUCAAGAAUGGUUCUCUCUCGAAGAGUUACAAAGAGCAUUCAAUCCAGAGGCAAGUGUAGAACCAUUCAGAUACUUGUAUCCUACUGGUUCCAAAGUAGAUGACACUCUUUUAUUAUUUUCCAUUUAUGAAGCACAAUUGUCCAACUCUGCUUUUGUGCCACAAAUUCAAAAUAUCAAUCUUUCUACAAAGGAAUCAUUAAUUGCUGCCUGCUUUUUUGUCUUUUUUAGAAUUAGAGGUGGUCCAGGUGAUCUCAACGAGUUGUGCAACUAUGCAGAAUCGUUAAGCUCUGCCUAUGAGAUUACUAAGAAUGCAUACACUAAUGCCAAGCAAAUUACUGAUAUGGAUACUUUGAAAAAUAAUGCUCAUCAGAAUGCAUUUUCCUACCUGGAUAGAACAUUUUCAGAGGAGGAAUUUGAUUGGUUUGAGGAUGUUGAAACAGAUAUGCCAAUACAUCUUGGAAAUUUUAUCAGAGCCAUUAAGGCUACAACCGAGUUAAAUGCCAAGUUUGACACUGUAAACAGAGAAGCCAUUUUGGAUAUCCUGGAAGAAUGUGUGAAUGCAGAACCAGAAAAUAUCUAUCUUCACUACUUGUAUGCCUACAGUGUGACUGCAACAGCCCAAACCUUACAAUACACACAAGAAAGCCAAGCCAAUGAACAUUACUUGGUAGCAAUUUCACAUUUAGAGAAGGCACUUCAGAUACUUUCAACAAUGCCAAUGCUUCCAUAUCCAAAUAUUUCCAAAAAUCAAUUUUCAGAAGUGGAGUCAAAACAACAAGUGGAGAGGAUCAAUGAUCUCAAAUUCACACCAAUUUCUCUAUUAUUGGCCCAUGUUUAUGCUAGGGCCUCAAAAACUGCUGAUUCAGUAGAGGCUAGCCAAAUGCAUGGCAACAAUGGGCUGUAUUACUCAAGCCAAACAGAACUAUAUUCGAGACAUCCAAAUAUUCCUAUUUUAUAUAUGAAUCAAGGUGUAUGUUAUCACUCUUGUGGCAUGUAUGAAUCGGCUAUUGAAGCCUAUGCUACAGUAGACCAAUAUGAUUUUGACCUUCACAACAAGAAUAUUGUUGUGGAAGCAUUUUUCGGUGCAACUAAUUGUAUGGUUGAUUUAGGACUUGCUGAUCAAUGUCUUGAAAAAAUUGAUAUUUAUAUUGAAAAGUACAAACAGGAUCCAAGAGUUUUUUUACAAAAACUUUUGUGUAAGGCCGUACUUUUAAAAUCAAAGGAUGAAUUAACACCACUUCUUGGAGAAUUUAAAGAGUUUAAAGAAAGUAUUGAAAGUUUGAAAGUUACUGAUCCAUCAGUUUACAAUUUUGUAUCUUACCAUUUGGAAUGUAUAGAGAAUUUGGCAAACGCACGAGUUGAAACUCCAAACCUGGAUAUUAAAUAAUUUUAUUAACCCAGACAAGAUGCUAAUAAACGGUAUUGCAAGCA